This is a messenger RNA of Melitaea cinxia (Glanville fritillary), 846 nucleotides long. RefSeq names its product homeobox protein SIX6-like. Gene Ontology annotation, cellular component: transcription regulator complex; nucleus. Gene Ontology annotation, biological process: regulation of transcription by RNA polymerase II. Gene Ontology annotation, molecular function: DNA-binding transcription factor activity, RNA polymerase II-specific; RNA polymerase II cis-regulatory region sequence-specific DNA binding. Bases 25 to 846 code for a protein of 273 amino acids. The record is from RefSeq and is a predicted model, not a curated record. NCBI's taxonomy places the organism in Eukaryota, Metazoa, Arthropoda, Insecta, Lepidoptera, Nymphalidae. The transcript has a single exon.
ACUCCGCCGCGCACACUCGCACCGAUGCGCGGCUCCUGGGACGAGUCCACGACGGCGGCGCUGCACGCGCGCAUCCUGGAGGCGCACCGCGGGCCCGCCGCGCCCGAGCGCGCCGCCGAGCCUGCCUGCAGCGACCCUCCUACGCCUUUGACGCUGGGCGCCCUCGAGCUGGCCGCUCCGACGCCUCUGCUGCCGCUACCGACGCUCUCCUUCAGCGCCGACCAGGUCGCCACCGUCUGCGAAACGCUCGAGGAGAGCGGCGACGUGGAGCGUCUCGCGAGAUUCCUCUGGUCCCUGCCGGUGGCGCACCCCAACGUGGCCGAGCUGGAGCGUUGCGAGGCCGUGCUGCGCGCGCGGGCCGUGGUGGCUUUCCACGCGGGGCGACACCGGGAGCUAUACUCGAUCCUCGAGCGGCACCGGUUUCAGCGCUCGAGCCAUGCGAAACUACAGGCGCUCUGGUUGGAGGCGCACUACCAGGAGGCCGAGAGGCUGCGCGGCCGCCCGCUCGGCCCCGUCGACAAGUACCGCGUGCGAAAGAAGUUUCCCCUGCCGAGGACGAUCUGGGAUGGGGAGCAAAAAACACACUGUUUUAAGGAGCGAACAAGAUCGCUCCUACGGGAAUGGUAUCUUCAAGACCCUUAUCCGAACCCCACUAAGAAGCGAGAGUUGGCUGCCGCGACAGGGCUGACGCCUACACAGGUGGGCAACUGGUUCAAGAACCGGCGACAGCGGGACCGCGCAGCGGCCGCCAAGAACCGCUCGGCGGUGCUCGGCAGAGGCUUCGCGUCCUCCUCCACCUACGACGAGGACUCGGCUGACUCCGAGAUCAACGUCGACGAGGAGUAG